This is a messenger RNA of Miscanthus lutarioriparius, 291 nucleotides long. NCBI's taxonomy places the organism in Eukaryota, Viridiplantae, Streptophyta, Magnoliopsida, Poales, Poaceae. The record is from the annotation of a GenBank genome assembly.
AUGCCAUUUUGGGGUGGUGUUGGUGGGAUGAUCCGAACGAUUGAUCUUGCCCCUUCAGAGUAUGUGAUGGAGGUUUCUGGGACUUAUGGGCUAUGCUCUCCUCAUCCGGACGUUGUUAUAACAUCACUCACCCUGGUGACUAAUUUAUGCAGCUAUGGACCUUUCAGCCAACCGACAGGAACCCCAUUUCACACUCGAGUAGACAAUAGUGCCAGCAUUGUUGGCUUCUUUGGGCGGUCUGGGAUAUAUCUUGACGCAAUUGGUGUUUAUGUUCGCCCUUCUGAAUUAUAG